AUAUAUAUUUUUCCCUUUCCUUUUCUCUCUCUCUUUUCUUCUCUUUCUCUGUGUUUGAUGCUAUCAAGGGUUCUUUGAAUUUUCUUCCAUCAAAUAAAUUCUUGGUUAUCGUUUGAUCUUGUUCAUCCGUCUUCAUCACAGAUUAAAUUUGAUUCCCCAGUUAUGGUGUAAGGUUAACACUGUUGAAGCAGCUAUUUAUAAACCCUAAUUUUUUUUUCUUGUUGAAUUUAGCUAUUUGAUCUUAAAACCUUCGACCCAGUUCUUGUUUUUGUGUGUUGGAUUUAGCUUGAAACGCUGGCGAACCCUUGGUGGGCUAAUCAGGUGAGCCUACCGGGUAUGGACCCGGCAGGCAAUUCACCAGCUUUAAACAAAAGUGACCUUGAAAUCUCUAUGAACGAUGCUAGCAAAAGUAGAACCAACGGAAGAGGGGAUGAUGAUGAUGAAGAUAGAGACACCGGCGAUGAGCCUAAAGAAGGAGCGGUCGAGGUCGGUAACCGAAGACCCCGAGGUCGUCCACCGGGAUCCAAAAACAAGCCUAAACCACCCAUUUUUGUGACAAGGGAUAGCCCUAACGCGCUCCGUAGUCAUGUUAUGGAAGUCGCAAGUGGAACCGAUGUAGCCGAGAGUAUAGCCCAAUUCGCUCGGAGAAGACAACGUGGAGUUUGCGUGCUUAGCGGCAGCGGCUCGGUCGCCAACGUUACCCUAAGACAACCGGCAGCACCCGGCGCGGUGGUCGCCCUUCAUGGAAGGUUUGAAAUUUUGUCUUUGACCGGGGCUUUUCUCCCCGGACCGGCUCCACCGGGAUCGACAGGGCUCACCGUGUACUUAGCUGGUGGUCAAGGACAAGUUGUUGGAGGAAGUGUUGUCGGUUCACUUAUAGCAGCAGGGCCUGUUAUGGUCAUUGCAGCAACUUUUUCCAACGCAACUUAUGAAAGACUGCCUUUAGAAGAUGAAGAAGAAGUUGUAAGCGCCGGUCACGGUGGACCGAUGCAAGGCGGAGCAAACGAUUCACCGCCGGCAAUUGGGAGUAGCGGAGGCGGCGGUUCACACACAGGUCUGCCUGAUCCAUCUUCACUUCCAAUAUACAAUUUGCCUCCAAAUUUACUCUCAAAUGGAGGGCAACUAGGGCAUGAACCCUAUGGUUGGACACAUGGGAGACCACCUUAUUAAUAAAAUGGAGAGACUAUCUUUCAUAUAUAAUUAGAGAGUGCGACAACUUAAUUAAGGUCUUACAAAAAAUGUUUGUGUAAUCUGUAUUGAAAAACUAGAGAGAUUGGGAGAAAAUUUAGCAAAAUAAAAAUAAAAAUAGACAAGUGAAACAAGAUAAACAAUCUUGGGGGAUUUUAAUGUAUAUUAAACUCUCUUUCCUUUGCUUUUUUUUUUUUUUUUAAUGUUUGCAAUAAUAAAAGAUUAUUUUAGAGGCUA
Messenger RNA from Gossypium raimondii (Peruvian cotton), 1425 nucleotides. RefSeq names its product AT-hook motif nuclear-localized protein 20. The coding region runs from base 337 to 1170 and encodes 277 amino acids. Gene Ontology annotation, cellular component: nucleus. The record is from RefSeq and is a predicted model, not a curated record. The transcript has a single exon. NCBI's taxonomy places the organism in Eukaryota, Viridiplantae, Streptophyta, Magnoliopsida, Malvales, Malvaceae. Gene Ontology annotation, molecular function: minor groove of adenine-thymine-rich DNA binding; DNA-binding transcription factor activity.